UCAGAUCUAAAAUUAAUCCCUGACGAGCGAGCCGGGGGCGAGGGAAAAACUCCCUGAGAUGACAUGAGGAGGAAACCUUGAGAGGAAUCGGACUCAAAAGGGAAUGAAUCUACACGAUGAAUCCAAAAGCGCAAACUGUGUAAUCAAGAAAUUCACCACAGGCUCAACGUGAAGUCAUGAACUGUCCACCGAUGGAGACCUGAGUCCUAAACCCGCAACCGCAGUCCGGCGCGAUCUUCACGGGUUCCGAGUAUGUCCCCUGGGGCGUCCGCAUCACCAAGCGACGAGACCACAGUGGUCCUUUAUUCGUACAGUAACGCUGCUGUGAGAAUAUUCUAAUAAGCCCUCUGUAUACUGUAGUAUCAUUAUUACCAAGCUGCAUCUUUCCUUAAAGAAUAGCUAUAAAGUUUUGUUUGUUUUUUUAAAACACAAAAACGUGGCUCUGGAAACAGAAUCAUCAUGUAAAACGAGGUGUUGUGUGAAGUACCCGUUACCAGUUAGGUCCCUAAACAACUUUGUAUUUCUACUCUGUGCUCUUUCGUCUCGCUCUUUGCUUUCAGAAAUUGCCUCCGGGCCCCUGGUGUGGAUUUAAUGGUCAAUAAUUUGAUGUUUGUCCAGCGGUAAUGAGCCAGCAAGUCUCACUCCUACGCUAAUGACUAGCGUGCUGAGCUACAGUUAGCAUAACAUUCGAACGGUUGAAGGUCACUGGCUUGCAAUUGCGUUAAUCCGUCCUCUGUGCGGCGAAGCCGUGCUGUAAAGCAGGAUUUCUCUAACCGCUGUCUUUUGGGAUCCUGUGGCAAUGCGGUACUCGUCUGAAACCCGUAUCAUCCGUUAAACACGGCAUCUAAUAGUAAACAAAAAAAGUGCCGUAAGACGUCUGCUGUGACGAGCCUGCGAGCCUCCCCGCAUGCUUGAGGUAUCUAAGCGACAUUUACGUUUAGAUUUGUUUUAAUUCGAUUUGAUACAAAUUAGGUAUGAUGCGAUAAAGCAACAAAUCCUAAAGACUGGCUCAUCUCCUCUGCGUAGUGAAGCUCAGACGUCUGGUCUCAUGGUUGUUUCUCUGACUAAUCCCGUCUUUACUUGCCCUGCUGAAAAAACCCCCAGUAGAAAUCCUUAUAGAAUUUGUAAUGCUUAUAAUCCAUCCAUCCAUCCAUCUUCUAUAUACCACUUAUCCUUCAGGGUCGCAGGGAACCUGGAGCCUAUCGCAGGGGCCAUGGGGCACAAGGCAGGGGACACCCUGGACGGGGUGCUAAUACAUCGCAGGGCACACUCACAUACACGUUCAUUCACUACGGACACUUUGGACAUGCCAAUCAGCCUAAUAUGCAUGUCUUUUGACUGGGGGAGGAAACCGAAGUACCUGGAGGAAACCCCCGCAACAUGGGGAGAACAUGCAAACUCCGAAUCGAACCCCGAACGUGUGAGGCGAACGUGCUAACCACUAAGCCACCAUGCACUCUUAAUGGUUAUAAUGGGAAUCGUACUGAUUUUCAUGGAAACUGUAAUGAUCCCUGUGGGUCUCUACUGGUAAUUUCUUGCCUUCUAUUGGUGGCGUGUUAUGUCUAGUGGAUACUGUUAAGGACCAGUAAUGCUUUUAAUGAUUAGCUGAUGGUUUGUAAUGGUAUUUGUAGUGGAAACCAUUCGGAUUUCUGUAAUGCAGAAAUCUUCAAUUUCUUCGGAAAUUCUUCAGCAGGGUGGUACUGAUUUUUGGUGGACGGUUUCCUCAAGUCACGGUCGUGCCAUAUUCUUUUAAAAAAAAAAAGUUAACGGAUUAGCGUCGCUCUGGAGGAGGAGGAUGUUUAGUUGUACCUCAAUGUCUGGCCAUUUCUCCCAGGUCUUCAUGAUGCGGUUUGUUUAGCACAGGAGGUUUUGAAGAAGGGGUACAGGAGUUUAAGACAGGUGAAUAUUUGGUGAGGUGAGGCAGUGUAGCUUGUUUCGAAGGCAUUCCACAAGAUUAAAUGCACAAGAUUAAACAUGUUCUUUAGUCGAUGAAAAAUUUGUCAUUGCUGUGGAAUCUAUGAGGAAUAUCAUGCUUCAGGACGUGCUGUUAUUGGAAAAUAAUCCACGUCUUACCACUUGGUAAGAAUAACAUAGAGAAGAGCAUCAGACUGAACGAGAGACAGAGAGAGGGAGACAGAGAGAGAGACUGACGAUGCCAAUCACAUCCCUCUGUUGUCUCGGCGGUUAUGUUGGCGCAGCAGGCCCGGGGGUCGCCCCUUCACGUGGCUGAAACAUCUGCUCCAUCGUGCGCCUCUUCUUUCCAACCUGCACCUGUAAUAAGGCGAGCUCUAAUUUGCAUAUUAAAUUGGCAGGAAGUCGAGCGCUCCUCAUAUCAGCGAUUAUAACCGCGACGGUGCUCCGGCUGUAAUUUCACACCUCAGAGAUGCUGGAAUAAUGAACUUUUCCGCCUGGUUGAGUUGUACGUAGCUCUUUGUGCACCUAAAUUGGAACAAAACGCCGACCAAAUGAUCGAGUUAAAAUUUCAUCUCGGUUUGUUUAAUGUUUAUAUCUGAGCACCGAGCGCGUGGUCCAGGAUAACCACGUCACUGACGUGACUUAACGCAGGCACGCACUAAUACGCACGACGUUUUCAAAAACUUCAGUCAUGUGCAGGCAUGUUCCUAGACCAGGAACAGGAGACAUCACAAUAAUCAUCAUCAUAAUAAUUGGAAUAAUAAUAACCAAUUAUCCAAUCAUUAACUUAGCACAUGGAGCGAUUUAGCAUCACAUGUCCACCUCCGAGCAUGCUUUAGGUAAGUGGGAGGAAACCAGAGGACUUGGAGUAAUCCCACGCAGACACGUCGAGCAAAGGAUCGAACCUUGGAGCUGUGACGCCACAACAGAUACAUCUUGCAUGCAUUAAUAUAUAAUAGAUACACUCUUUAAAUUAGGGUUCUAGAUAGAUCCAUAGAUAAGCAAUAUUGUGAUUUAUUUGUCUAUUGAGUAAUUGGUUAAUUAGCAUUAUAUAUGAUAUAGUAGUUUACAAAGUUUAAUCGAUAGAUGGAUAGAUAAACAAUGUUUUGAUUUAUUUGGCUAUUGAUUAACUGGCAUUAUAUGUGAUUAUACAUGAUAUAGCCUAGUAGGAUAGAACGUUUAAUAGAUGGAUAGAUAGAUGGAUAGAUAGAUAAGACAUGUUUUCAUUAAUGUGUCUAUUGAGUAAUUGAUUCAUUUAGUUAAUUAAUUUAGAUUAGUUUAGAAAGUUUAAUAGAUAGAUAGAUAGGCAGAUAGAUAGACUUAGUGUUGACUGUCUGAGAAGAGAUCAUUCCGCGUAAGAGCUCACUUCGCUGCUGUAUCCCUCCGCCGCGCGCUACAGUCCGUGACGCUGAGGCUCAGAGCGCAGUAACGGAGCAGCGACGGAGAGACUGCAACACACCUCUGUCUCUCUCUCUCUCUCUCUCUCUCUCUCUCUCUCUCUCCAUCACACCGCCAGCACAACAUCUCUUUCCCCGGGUGUGGAUCUAUCCUAGGGAUCGGGGUGUGCGCGUGGAUGUGAGGCGGUGUCCUCUAGCAGAGGCGACAUGAGCGCGUUCCGGCUCCUGCUGCGGAGUUUCCACUGUGUGGGACUCUACAUCCAACUUAGUGGCCCUUUCUCAUCAUCCGCCCAGGUGGAGAACCGCAUCUCCAGCAACGCGCUCUUCACAGAGAUCCCUCAUGACAUGACGGCGCACAGCGGGCAGGACGUGGAGAUGGCCUGUUCGUUUCGGGGAUCAGGCUCGACUUCUUAUUCUCUGGAGAUCCAGUGGUGGUACAUCAGGAACCACAAAGAGUGGACAGACAAGGAGACGUGGACCACCAACCAGGUGGCGCCUCAAGACGAGAUGUCAAAGGACGCCACGAAAAUCAGCGUGGUGAAAGUGGCCGGCAGCAACAUCUCCCACAAGCUGCGCCUGUCCAGCGUGAAGCCGUCUGAUGAGGGCACGUACGAAUGCCGCGUCAUCGACUUCAGCGACACCCGGCCUCGGCACCACCGCGUGCGCGCCUACCUGCAGGUGGAACGGGACGAACGCGACGGCGCAUCUGCACACCACCGGGGGGCAGCGGAGUCUCAAAAACACCAACCAACAUCCCAGCACGGGCACCACAAAGCGGGCAGGGAGCUCAGGAAGAGGGCCGCCGACGACACCAACACUGACUGCACAGAGAGCUGUGCACUUUAGGGCCACACACAAACACACACUACGGUCCAACACCCUAAUCUGUUUACCUAUAGCUUUCCUCCCCAGAUCUUAAUACACCGUGUAUAUUAUUGUAUAAAGCAAAAGUAAAUGUUCUUUCAGAUGAGCCGGUGCAUGUCGCGAAAUGUUUCUUACGACGUUCGCUGUUUUCGCUUUGAAACUUGAAGGACAGAAACAGACAGAACAGAUUUUAUUCUGCUUCACCGUUGUUGUUGUUGUUGUUUUGCUUUAAUACAUUCAUUCACAGGACAGCUGGGAGAAAGCGUGCCAUGUCGAGAUAACGACAGACUCCUACAGAUGUCUGCAAAUCUUUCCAAAAGCCUAACUUUGGAUCCGCACACGUCUUAGCGGGUGAAGGUUUCUCGAACGUGGGUGGGAAUUUAUCACCUAUUUCUUAUUAUGAGAUUAUUACUGAUCAAAGAUAAGAUUAUUCAGCUUGUUUUGUAGAUGUUUAGUGAGCAUCAUCUUCUUCUGUUGGCAGACCAUCGAUUCAUUCUAGAAAUUAAUGUGUCAAAUUAGCCAAUAGAUCAAGCUUGAAAUCAGUAAAACAUGUCUAGAAAUAGGUUCAAUACUAUUAAUAGAUCUGGUUGAUUGUAAUCGUAUAACAGGAAAUACUGGAUAAAGUUGACGAUAUUUGAGAUAUUUUCACUCGCUAAGAUGUCAGAGAUGAUGGAGAGUCAGCGGGUUGUUAAAAAAAAAAAAAAAAAAAAAAAGACUGGGUGAUCAGGAUCCUGUAUUACCCUGAUGUGUAUCUGUGUAGUGCUCCUCUCUGUAUUUGGAUUUAAACUCGAGGUGGAUGUGGAUUGACCUCAGAAAUAGAAAUGCCAGUGUGGUGUGUGAAUUUUGGCUCUGACAGUUCCUCAACCUCAGCUACAUCACUCCAGGUCCAAACUCAUCUAUACGAAGGAGGGAUUUAUUUUAUUUUAUUUUUUGUGGUUUUUGAUGAUCAUUUCUAGAAAAUUUACUCGGCUCCUAAAAUACAAGCGAACUAGUACCCUAUUUAAACCAGUGUGAACUUGACCAGGCUGUUGCACGUUCAUGUUAAUGUUAAUGAAUGUGCCUUAUGUAUUUUUUCUGGAGCUUCUUUUGUGAUCCCAGUCCUGACGGUCAUCUAGUCUCAACAGAAAAAAAUAAAGUGUGUCAACACAUCCCCCCCCCUUCAUAUCUCGUAUUUGUAUUUGUUUAGAAAAUGUUGUCAGUUCGAUCCAAAUAACAACAACGCAGCACUUUGGGGACGUAUUGUUGGAUGGGAAAUAAGUCCACAGUGGUGUGGCGUGACGUGCACCAGCGUCGACAGUGUACCUAAUAAAAUGGCAGUGAGUGUAUUUACAUGGCAAAUGAGUUCAUAUCUUAUUAACGCUUAUAAUUCCACUAACACUGAUGAUAGAUUAAUAAAACACUCAUUAAUGCACUAAAUACACGUUAUUUUACUUUAUUUUUACACUUUUCCACACCAGUCAUUUGACAACUGAAGUAGGAGUGCACUUUUUUUGCAAAUGCUUGGGCUGGAAAAUAAAUAAAUAAAUAACUCGACUUGAUAUGUGACUUGACGCUGGACCACGUGCACAAACCUUUAUAUUGUGUCAUGUUUUAUUCAGUGUGUAAAUACGAUGUGGGCCAGAGGGUGCCAAAACUUUCCUUACAUGACCCCUAUAACCCCCAAUCGUCCACUCAGACGGUAAAUAAAAUAGAGUUUUCAAUUAUUAAAGCGUUUCAGCUACGGCUCAGACCCUGGGAGCUGACUGGAUGUGGAUGUUCAGGAUAUUGUAAAAUAUUCAGUUUUUCUGUUCUUGGUCAAUGAUUUUAAUGUAUAGCUAUAUAUGAAGCCUUCAUUUCUGGAAUUUUUUUUUUUUAAAUGCUUUUUGGUUUUGUAAAAGAUAAAUGUAAAAACGUUACAUGUUUGAAUAUCCUCUAAAGUGUUGGUUUCAUCUUAAAUGUAUGCUUUUAUCAAAUAAAAAAAACAUUAUACACAGA
Molecule: messenger RNA, 6149 nt
Organism: Ictalurus furcatus (blue catfish)
Lineage: Eukaryota; Metazoa; Chordata; Actinopteri; Siluriformes; Ictaluridae
Gene: vstm2la
Product: V-set and transmembrane domain-containing protein 2-like protein
Exons: 6
Coding region: 3519-4157 (212 amino acids)
Source: RefSeq, a predicted model, not a curated record